AUGUUUAAAGACAUAUCGUUCAUGUUUCCCUUGUCAACAGUGAAUUUAACAAAUACAAGAAUCAAGACACUUUAAAAUUUGAUAGAAUCUAAUGGUGGAGAAAUGAAACUAGGUUUAAAUACACUAAUGAUAGUUGGUUCUGAUGCAACCCUAGAAUUGUGUCAGAAAUAAUUUACAAAAUUUAAUCUUGAUUUUGAAAAAUAUCGGUAUUAAUUUUUGAAUGCUGAUUGGGUGUCUUAAUCAUUAUUGAAUAGAAAAUUACAAGAAAAGAAGAAGUUUUAAUUGUUCAGAGAAGAAGAAUUUUAACCUGUAUUUGAAGAAGUUCCAGAUUACAAUACAAAAUUAGUUUAUGUAGAAGCAUUAGCAAAGACGGUUCCAGUUAGAGAAGAAGUACAUGAAUAAGAAGAUGGAGACAUUCAUAUUUACAAUAUAAAAGAUGAUGAAAUAAGAAAAAAGUAUUAAAAUAGAAUGGAAGAAUUCAGAAAGGAUAUUAUGAAAGAAUAUAAAUUACUAUUAGAUUAUGAAUAUGAUUAUGAUUUGGAUAAUUUUCAUAAUUAAGUAGAUGAUGGUUAUGAAUAUUUAUUAGAGGAUUUAUCAAUACUUAAAAAAGAAGAGCCAUAAAUUCCUGAAUAUGAAAAAUUCUUUGGUGAUGAAGAUUGUUAAAUAACUGAAAUAAGAAAAGUCAAUUUUGAUAUUUUAGAUGGAUUAGAUUUAGGAAAAUCUGUGGUUAAUGUAGAUCAACCAAUUUUAUCUGCUUAAUUAAAAGAAACUAAAUAAUUUAAUCCUGGAUUAAAAAGAAAAUAAUAAUUCUGGGAAGCCAAAAAAGGAUAUUUUGCUUGUGAAGCUGGUGCAGCUCAUAAAUGUUAAAAUAAUGAGAUUAUUGAAGAAUUAGAAAAAUUGUUGAAAAUAUAUACUAAUGAAAAAGAUAAAGGAAGAUGUAUUGCUUAUAGAAAAGCAAUUGGUUUUUUGAAAGCACUUCCAUAUCCAAUUAAAUCAAGUGAAGAUCUUAAGGAUAUGCCAACAAUAGGAGAUAAGAUUAAGAAGAAAAUUAUAGAAAUACUGUAAACAGGAUAAUUAACAAAAGUAUAAAAAUUAGAAGGAUAAGAAAAAAAUGUAGCAAUUACUGAAUUAAGUAGAGUAUGGGGAAUUGGACCAACAACAGCAGCUACUUUUUAUUUUAAGGGAAUUAAAACGUUGGAAGAUUUAAAAAAGAAUUAGCAUUUACUAAAUAGAAAUCAAUAAGUUUGUUUAAAUCUUGUUUAAGAUUUAGAAUAACGGAUUCCUAGAGAAGAAGCUACCUUAAUAUUUGAGAUAGUAAAAAGAGAAAUAGAUGAUUUAAGUGGUGUUUAAGGAUUAUAUAAAGCAACAGCUUGUGGAUCUUAUAGAAGAGAAAAAGAAACAUGUGGAGAUAUGGAUAUUUUAAUAACAAGAUGUGAUGGUAAAAAUACUGAAGAUUUUCUACUUAAUCUAAUCAAACGACUUGAAGGAAAGUUACUUACUCAUCAUUUAACAAUGCCAAAAAGAACAGAAUAAGAUUGUGAAACCUAUAUGGGAAUUGGUAGAGUAUCUAAUUAAGCUAUUUAUAGAAGAAUUGAUUUAAAAUUAUAUCCAAAAGAACAGUAUGGUUGUGCAGUUUUGUACUUCACUGGUUCUGAUCAUUAUAAUAGAAGUAUGAGAUUAUGGGCUUAAAAAAAUGGAUAUACUUUAAGUGAUCAUGGACUCUAUCCUACUCAAAGAGGUGCUCAUAACAAGAAACUUUGGAAAGGAGAAGUUAUUCCUUGUGAAGAAGAAAUGGAUGUUUAUAAAAUAUUAGGAUUAAAAUAUAAACCCCCCAAAGAGAGAUCAGUAUGA
Molecule: messenger RNA, 1851 nt
Organism: Paramecium sonneborni
Lineage: Eukaryota; Ciliophora; Oligohymenophorea; Peniculida; Parameciidae
Source: the annotation of a GenBank genome assembly